Messenger RNA from Aethina tumida (small hive beetle), 748 nucleotides. RefSeq lists its product as uncharacterized. The transcript is spliced from 3 exons. Lineage: Eukaryota; Metazoa; Arthropoda; Insecta; Coleoptera; Nitidulidae. Bases 8 to 376 code for a protein of 122 amino acids. The record is from RefSeq and is a predicted model, not a curated record.
UAUUAUCAUGCAUAAAAUUGUAAUAGGAGUAUUAUUUUAUUUAUUAUGUGUAAACGUUUCAAAAGCCCUAGAGUGCUACACCUGUUAUCACCCAUUGGAUACAAAUAAUACGUGCUACCAUGUGCAAGACAUAGACAACGAGACAUGCAAAACUGGCUUAAACAAGUGCAUAAAAUUGAGACGUGCAAACUACAUAACUUCCAGAUCUUGUAGUUUACCUUGCACGGAGUUCAUCAAGACAAAACGACAAUUUAGGUGUUAUGAAUGCGAUUAUGACCUCUGCAAUUCAGUAGGAACGAGAGGCUUUUCCUGGCUUAUGCUGUUGGCUCUUAAUUUUGUGACACUGGCAAAGGAGAAAUUGAAGGACUUGGUUUAAAAGAUACAUAUGUUUCAUCUUGCUAAAUUGAGUGAUGCUUUUAAGAUUUUAGUUUUUCUGUAACUUUAUGUAUACUAUUUUUUAGUGUAUACUAAUUUUCUUGUGUAUAAAUAAGUCACAAGUGUUGCAAGUGCAACAAUAAAGAUUACCAUUACGUGAGCUGGUACGUAAUGGUAAUGUAAAACCUCUACCUAAUUCGUGCAAAGUGACUUUCGUUUCAGAUAACAUACAGUAGUCAGAACUUGCCAAGUACCUUGCGAUGAGAUAAUGAGGUUUACUGAAACCAUCGAGUGCUGAGUGUGAUCAAGAUCUCUGCAACUCGGUGGGAAUGAGAGGUUUUCCUGGCUUUGUAUUCGUGAUAAUUAACUUUUU